Molecule: messenger RNA, 2862 nt
Organism: Mytilinidion resinicola
Lineage: Eukaryota; Fungi; Ascomycota; Dothideomycetes; Mytilinidiales; Mytilinidiaceae
Product: ARM repeat-containing protein
Exons: 6
Coding region: 1-2862 (953 amino acids)
Biological process (GO): protein import into nucleus
Cellular component (GO): nuclear membrane; cytoplasm
Molecular function (GO): small GTPase binding
Source: RefSeq, a predicted model, not a curated record
AUGUCAGCAGUGGCGGACCGCGCCGAGAAAGGCCAGGCUCACGAAUACCUCGAAAAGUUUCAGAAAUCGCCAGAGGCAUGGACUAUGACUCUAGACAUGCUACAAACAAACGAUGCAGAUGCGGCGGCAAAGCUAUUCGCUGCGACGACACUCAAGGGCAAGAUUGUAUACGACCUUCACCAAAUCCCUCGGGAAUCACUCCCUGGCCUGCGGGACUCCCUACUGGCUAAUCUCGUCGUUUUUCGCGCUGGCCCAAAACCGAUACGGAUGCAACUGGUUGUGUGUUUGGCGAAUCUGGCAAUCCAGAUGACAGAGUGGAAGGACGUCCUCCCGCUCGUUGUGUCGUCACUCGGAACGGAUCCGCAAACACUACCCUGUGUCCUGGAUUUCCUACGUGUUCUCCCAGAAGAAGUCACGGAAGGACGCAAAAUCAACUUGACUGAAGAUGAAUUGAGCUCCAGGACAACAGAGUUGUUGGUGGAUAAUGCUCAGCAGGCACUGUCCUUGCUCAUACAGUACUCUCAAUCAUCCGUUUCAGCCGCCCAAAAUCCCCAGCUUAUGGAGUGCAUAACAUCCUGGAUAAAGGAGCUCCCCCUGAACGACAUCAUAAACUCUCCACUUCUCAAAGUUAUCUUUGACGACCUAUUAGUUGAGGAGCCCUUCGAUGCCGCAGUCGAGUGCUUAUGCACCAUGUUCCAGGAGACAAGAGACGUAGACGAGUGCUUGAACAUGAUUCAGGCGCUUUUUCCGCAUGUCGUCGCUCUUCGUCCGUUACUGAUCCAGGCUGCCAAGGAUGAGGAUGCCGAGAGGUUCAAAGGCCUCGCGAAGAUAUUCGCCGAAGCCGGAACUUGUUGGGUCGUUUUGAUCGCACGGCAGCCGGAACAGCUUCGUCCUCUUGUGGAAGGUGUUCUCGAGACCGCCGCUCUUGACAAGGAGAGGGACGCAAUUUCGCAUACCUUCACGUUCUGGUACGAGCUUAAGCAAUAUCUCACACUCGAGAACUUCAUGCAAGCGAGACUCGAGUAUGUCGAUAUCUACUCAAAACUGGUUGAUAUCAUGAUCGGUCAUCUGGAGUACCCCAAGCCAGAGGAUGGCGAUGAGAAGGAUCUGUUCGAUGGCGAUCGAGAGCUAGAGGAGAAAUUCCGGGAAUUCCGCCACCAGAUGGGAGACGUCCUGAAGGAUUGCUGCGAAGUCAUCGGCGUCACAGAUUGCUUAGGGAAAUCGUAUACCCUGAUCGAGAGCUGGGUUCAGACAUACGGCCCUCAAGCAACGGCGACUCAUGUUCCUGAAUGGCAGAAGCUCGAAGCCCCUUUGUUUAGUUUGCGGGCAAUGGGUCGUAUGGUACCAGCCGAAGAGAGCAUCAUGCUCCCUCGACUAAUACCCCUGAUUGUUCAGAUACCAGAACACGAAAAGGUCCGUUUCCAAGCUGUGAUGGCUCUCGGACGAUACACAGAAUGGACGGCAUAUCACUCCGACGACAUGCUGCAACCGCAGCUAAAGUACAUCAUGGACUCGUUCGGACAUCCGUCCAAGGAAGUUGUCAGGGCUGCCGCACUGUCGUUCAAGUUCUUCUGCAACGACUGCGCGAAGCAGCUUGUGGACUACUUAGGACCGCUGCAAGAGUUCUACCGAACACAGCUAGAUAACCUUCCAUCCAACAGCCAGGAAGAGAUCACGGAUGGAAUAGCCUCCGUUCUAGGACGUCUACCCGCGGAACAGGUAUACGAACAACUGCAGGCUUAUUGCAAUCCGAUCAUCUCCACUCUCAUAUCAAUGGCACAGCAGGCAUCAAACCAAAAAGAGAGGACGCUUCUAGCUGACAAAAUCGGUCUUGUCACUCUCUUCGUCCAGUGGGUUCAGCCUCACGUCCAACCCCCGCAGGAGAACCCAGGGGUCAAGUACUGCCAAGAGAUAUUCCCAGUGCUCUCCGCGAUCGCCGACAACUACCGGACUAGUCCUGCGGUCCUAGAAGCAAUAUGCAGAUGUUGGCGAUACAUGGUCCUAUCAUACCGCACCGCCAUGGCACCCUUACUCGGCGACCUUGCGACUGCACUCGCCAACGGCUUCUCCGCGUCCAAACAAGGCUCCUUCCUCUGGGCCACCGACUCCAUCGUCCGCGAAUUCUCCGAAGGCACCGAGCACGUCGACACCACAACCACAACCGCCAUCUUCGCUUUCUACGAGCAACAAGCCACCACCUUCCUGCGCGCCAUGAGCGACGUCGCGCCCGAAGAACUCCCCGACCUCAUCGACGACUUCUUCCGCCUGACCGUCGACAUGCUCCUCUACUUCUCCGCCAAAACCCUCACCUCCCCCUUGAUGGACUCCAUCCUCGCCGCCGCCUGCUCUUCCCUUACCCUCCUCUCCGAACAACCCAUCUUCGCCACCCUCCACUUCCUGCGCGACUUCCUCGCGUACGGCGGCGACUUCGCCCCUUCCUCGUCCUUCGACUCGGCCAACCAGCGUCAGACCGUCCCGCCCGCGCUCCAGGACGCGGUGAAGCGCCUCGUCGCGGCGCACGGCGAGCACCUCGUCCAGCGCAUCAUGACGGGCAUGAUGUACACGUUCCCGCGCGACUGCUUCCCGGACGCGUCGGGCGUGCUGCUCGACUUGUUCCACAUCGCGCCCGAGCAAGUCGCGGUCUGGGUCCAGACGACGGUCAGCAUGCUCCCCGCGGGCAGCAUCACGCAGGUGGAGAGCGAGAGGCUGCUGGGUGCGAUUAGGCAGCGGGUGCAGAAUAAUGAGGUGCGGAAGGUUAGGAGUCUGCUGCAGGAUUUCACGAAUAGUUAUCGGCGCAGGAAUGUGGCGCCGCGCGAGGGGUUGGGCAGGUUGGAGGGGAAGAGGUUUAGGUUUGAGGGGUAG